AUGCCCAAUAGCUUUCUCAAGAUGACUUUCUUUUUCAUGCUUUAUUCUGCACUUGAUAUUGUCCGGUCUCUAAACCUGUUUUGUCACUUCUAUGUGACGAUGUCCAGUGGUGGUUGGUUGUCUUACACCCUUCAUCAUGGACUUGUUAAUUUGGGCGAUGGACUCACAACUUCAAUUAAGAGGUGGAAGGAAGAUUUCUUCUUUGUUCAUGCCUCUACUUUCGCGGUCCAUAUGACUUAUGGUGUGUCGGCUGAUAGAGUUGCCGAUGCGACUCCUGAGUUGAGUGACGAUGAGCGGGAUAUCAUCGAUCGUCUUUUUGUAAAUUAUGUGAAAUGGUCGGAUCCUAACGAGACGAUGUUAGGGAUGGCUAGUUUGAGUUCCCAUUGGAAUAAGUUGAGGAAACGGCCUUUGCAUACCAUAGGGGGAAAACUAUUGAGCGGUUGCAUAAGAAGCGGCUCGCCAGUUCCAGUCAAGCGGUGGAGGAUGCUUCUACUCCAAAUUCCCCCAUUCAAUCAAAGUUAA
This is a messenger RNA of Lactuca virosa, 522 nucleotides long. Lineage: Eukaryota; Viridiplantae; Streptophyta; Magnoliopsida; Asterales; Asteraceae. The record is from the annotation of a GenBank genome assembly.